Messenger RNA from Cavenderia fasciculata, 2415 nucleotides. RefSeq lists its product as uncharacterized. The record is from RefSeq and is a predicted model, not a curated record. The transcript is spliced from 4 exons. Bases 1 to 2415 code for a protein of 804 amino acids. Gene Ontology annotation, molecular function: protein binding. NCBI's taxonomy places the organism in Eukaryota, Evosea, Eumycetozoa, Acytosteliales, Cavenderiaceae.
AUGAAUAAUAAUAAUAAGAGUAAUAGUACAGUAAUAAUAUUAAGUGACAAAGAAUCAUAUAGAAUCAAUCAAAUACCAUCACUAAAAUGGGUAGUACAGAAUAAUACUGGUUCUUUGAUACAUGAAUUGUGUAAGAGAUCAAAAGAUAAUCAAAGAUCAUUAUUAUCAAGAUUACAAGUUGGUUGGGCAACAUUGGAUAUGAUAGUGGCUGUUUGUUCACCUCACACCUAUCACAAAUCAAUUACCUUUCAGAUGGAUACAUUUGACAAGAUAUUCACAUACUAUCAAUCUGCAUUUGAACAAGAACACUUUGCUGUUGACAAUGCAGUACUUUCUGGUAACUUUGAAUUGGUUGAAUAUUUAUUGGACAAGGGUACACCAUUCACAACCAAUGCAAUUGAUAAUGCUUGUUCAAAAGGUUACCUAGAUAUAAUUAAAUUAUUAUUAAAUACAACACCUAGAAAUGAUCCUCUUUUAUUUGAUGAUAAUAUUAAAUUUACAAAUCAUGCAUAUGAUAAUGCAGCGACAAAUGGUCAUUUAAAUGUAAUAUUAUAUUUAGAUCAAUUAAGAGAACAAUAUCAAAAGGGUGAGUCAAAGUAUAGAGUUGAGUUUACCGUCAAAGCUAUUGAUGGAGCAGCAAAGAAUAAACAUUGGAAUGUUGUUAAUCAUAUAUUGGAUAAAUAUAAAAAGGAUGGAGAGAUGAAAGGAUACUUGUUGACGAGUGAAGCACUACAAUGGUGUAUUGCAGAUAAUAACUUUGAAAUGCUAAACAAACUAUUCAACUAUGCACACUCUGACAAGGGAUGGAAGAAAUGUGGAAACUGGUCAACCAACGGACUGUCAAUGGCUACAGAGCAGGGUAAUAUGGAUAUGAUCAAAUGGAUCAUUGAUCAAAAGUUGGUAGAAACACUACAAGGACAUACAGUAUCAUGUGCGGUUGAAGGUAACCAUAUUCGAAUCAUUCAAUACUUUUUGGAUGUACACAAAAAGGCCAGUAUACGUAGUGGAUUUAGAACGUUUCCAUUUGACUUUGCUCUCAACUUUGCUGUCAUUGGUAAAAGAGUGGAAAUAUUUCAGAUGCUCUUCUUUGCAUGUCUAGAGAGUAAUGCAGGGUUUGACUUGCACAUGAUCAUGGAGUUGGCUUGUAAAAGUGACUGCAUUGAAAUCAUGACGUUUAUCAUGGACAAUUAUGCGUUGGUCAUGAAUGAACUGAUUGUCGAAAAGGCUGCAUCGUAUGGUCGACUUGAAAUACUCAAGUUUGUGAUUGACGAAAAGGGUGGGGUCGUCCGUCAGGCCGAUAUCGAAGAAUGUGCAGAGUCUGCCAGUAUAGAGUGCAUGGAAUACCUUCUCUCCAAGUUUACGGGUGCCUUGUCAUCCCGUACACUCAAGUUGGCGUGUCGAAGAGGAUGCAAGAGAAUGAUCGAGCACAUUCUCUUGCGAUAUAAUCUCGACCAAUUCAGAUCACUCAUUCCAACAUUUUUCGAGGCUGCCGUUGCAUCGGGGUCAAUCGAAUGUAUCGAUAUUAUUAGAAAUGCAUAUGUUAGUAUCGGGCCUGAUACUGAUACUCCAUUAAUAACAAUUAAAUCAUUGGGACAUGCUUUGGAGAAUGGCCAUCUUCAUGUGAUUAAACAUCUCAUUGAUGUUUAUCCUCAAAUUUUGGAUCCUAGUACUGAUCAACCUGAGGAUGAAGAGUUGAUGGUUGAAUUUAUCAAUGAAUCAAUCAACAGAAGAUUCUAUACUUCAGUCGAGUAUCUUUUAAGUAUCAAAGCAGACCGGUCUGUUCAAACGUUGGUAUCGGAAGAAUCACAGACAACAACACCAGAAUACAGGUUUAAAGCAACAAAUGAUGUUUUACAAAUGGCAAUAGAAACUAAAAACAUUUCAUUGAUUGAAAUGAUUCAUCGGUACAGACCACACCUGACCAGUGUGAAUCCAGCCAUUCUACUUGCCGAUGGAUACAUUGAAGCGUAUCAAAUGGUGAUGUUGUGGAAUCAAGAGAAUGGUUUCAAUCAUGCAGAAUCCAAUCCAUACUAUUUCCACGAUACAUAUUGGUUCAAAUCAGCACUUGUCAGUGGGAACAUUGCUCUUAUUCAAUACAUUGUCAAUGAGAAAAAGCUCUUACCCAUUCCAUUCAGAUCGAAAAAUCAACAUGAUGUUGCACCAAAACAGAGCCACCUUCAAACCAUUUAUUAUAUACGCAAGGAGAUACAAGAUCACAUUUCAACCUAUUGUAUAGCAAAUCUCUCAUUAUUCGCCAUCAUGUCUGAUAGCUAUUCAGCUCUCAAAGUAAAUUGUAACAAAGAUACUGUAUUCCAAUAUUUCUCAGACUAUCAUACUCGAUCUGCCAACAAUAAUAACUUGUCAAUUCUCAGACUAUUGCUCAAACGAACAAAAAAUGAGAAAAUAAAUAAUUAG